GUAUUUAUAAAUCAUAACUUCAUUUCACUUCCUUUCUCUCCCAAAAAAACUCUUCUCAUUCUCUCUUCACUCUUUCAAACCCUUUUCUUCUUUCAAACACCAACCAACAUAGUAGUUUCAAACUUCACCUUAGGAAAAAAAAAACACAAGGGGGUGUGGUGGUGGAGAGAGGUAAAAAAGCAUAAGAGAACAAAAAAAAAGUGUUGUAGUAAAAAAAAAACAAGUUUGAAAAGGGGGGUGGAGUGGGGGUGGGGAUAGUAAAUUGUGAUGCGCUCAGGAAUUUAUACAUUACAAGAGACACUAACAGCCGAGUCUGCUUCAAUCUUGAAGCAUUCUUUGAGCUUAGCACGUAGAAGAAAUCAUGCACAAAUCACACCUCUUCAUGUUGCUACAACUUUGUUGAGUUUAAAUGCUUCUUCUCUUAAAAAAGCAUGUCUUAAAUCUCAACAACAAAAUCAAUAUCCUCUUCAAUGUAGAGCUCUUGAACUUUGUUUCAAUGUUGCUCUUAAUAGACUUCCAACUACUAUCAUCCAACACCAACAACAUGUUUUUGUUCCUUCGCUUUCGAAUGCGCUUAUUGCUGCUCUUAAAAGAGCUCAAGCUCAUCAAAGAAGGGGGUGUAUUGAGCAAAAUCAGCAACAAAAUCAACAACCACUUUUAAGUGUAAAAGUUGAACUUGAUCAGCUUAUUUUGUCCAUUCUUGAUGACCCUUCUGUUAGUAGAGUUAUGAGAGAAGCUGGUUUUUCAAGUACUUCUGUUAAAAACAACUUAGAACAUGAAAAUCAUCACUCUUCAACUUUCACAAAUCAUAAUAAUAGCCAUUUUCUGAGUUCUUAUGGUUAUGGUAAUUAUGGUUAUGGUUCUGUUUUGUUUUCUAAACCAACACAAGUGUAUAAUCAUUUUCCUUUACAAUCUUGUAAAGAAGAUGUUAAGCUUGUUUUUGAUGUUCUUAUGAGGAAGAAGAAGAGAAACAUUGUGAUAGUUAGUGAUACAGUUUCAUUAACUGAAGGACUAGUUAAUGAGUUAAUGGAAAAAUUUGAAAGAGAUGAAGUUCCUAAUGAGUUAAAAAAAACUCAUUUUGUUAAGUUUAAUCUUGGUUCUGUUUCUAUCAAGUAUAUGAAAAAGGAAGAAGUUGAAAUGAAUGUUAUAAGAGUGUUGAAAAGGAAGAUUAGUGAUUAUGUUGCAUUAGGUGUUGGAGCUGUUUUUUAUGUUGGUGAUUUGAAGUGGAUUAAUGAUGAUUAUGGUGAUGAAAGUUGUUAUAAUCAUGUUGAUUAUUUGGUUGAUGAGAUUGGAAAGUUGUUUUGUGGUGAAGAGAUUAAUAAUGGUAAGAUUUGGCUUGUUGCAACAGCUAGUUAUCAAAGUUAUAUGAGGUGUCAAAUGAGGGUACCAAGUUUUGAGAAUCUAUGGUGUCUUCAAGCUGUUCCUGUUCCAUCAUCUGGUGGACUUGGUUUAAGUCUUCAUUCUUCAAGUGUGAUUGAUUCAAAAAUGAGCAUCUCUCAAAACCCUUCUAUGUUGGAAUCAAAGCUCUUUAGUAACAAGGAGGAACAUGAUAAGCUUAAUUGUUGUGAAGAAUGUGCCACCAAUUAUGAAAAAGAAGCUCAAUUGAUCAAACCAAGUCACAAGAAUCUUUUGCCUUCAUGGCUUCAGUCUCAUAGCACAGAAGCUCAUCAGAAGGAUGAGUUAACCCAAUUGAAGAAAAAGUGGAACAGAUUGUGCCAAUGUAUCCACCAAAAUAAACAACCUCAAAACCAAUGGAACAACCUUUAUAAUUCAAAUGCAAAGAUCUACCCUUAUAAUUCAUCAUAUCCUUAUUGGCCAAACCAAGUUACUAGUAUCUUGCAAGACUCAUCAAGUUCAAUAUCUUUUGCUGAUUCUAUAACCAAACCAGCUUAUAGCUCAAACACUAUACCCCGAUUCCGGCGCCAACAAUCAUCCACCAUUGAGUUCAAUUUCAAUGAUGAAAAAACACAAAAAAACCAAACAACAACAAAUGUGGAUUCUCUUAAUGAUGUUGUAAAGACAACUCUUGCUCUUGGAUAUUCAACAUUCAAUGAUUUAGAUCAAAAAAAGGUUGAAAAUUUAACAAUGCAAAGAGAACAUAUUUGUAAAGUGUUGCAAGAGAAUGUUCCAUGGCAAUAUGAAACAGUUUGUUCAAUAGCAGAAGCUUUGGUUGAUUCAUCAAAAUCAUCAAAGGAAAGUGCAACUUGGUUGUUUUUGCAAGGGAAUGAUACUGUUGGGAAAAAAAGAUUGGCACUUGCAAUUGCAGAAUCAGUUUUUGGAUCAGUUGAUGUGUUACUUCACUUGGAUAUGAUGAAGAGGGAAAAUUCAGAAACACCCUUUUCUGAAAUGGUUAUUGGUCCAUUGAAAAACAAUGAAAAGUUUGUUUUUUUGGUUGAAAAUGUUGAUUUUGGCGAUACCCUUUUAAGGAAAAUGCUUGAAGAUGAAUUUGGGGUUGCAAAGAUUGGAAUUUUAGGCCAAAAAAUAUUCAUAUUGACCAAUGGAGGCAAUAUGGUCAAUGAAGAUCAGAAGAAGGAUUCAGUGAUGAAGUUGGUUUUGAAGAUUAGUGAAAGUGAAAAUAAAUCAACUUUGGUGUUGUCAUCAUCAUCAAAAUCACCUUGUUUAGGUAAUAAAAGAAGGGCUGAAUUUGAAUUUUUUAGCAAGAUGAAAAAUCCUAGGAUUGAAGAAAAUGAAGGGAAGAAAAAGAGAGAAUUUUCAUUUUCAAGACAAUUAAGCUUGAAUAACACUCUUGACUUGAACAUGAAAGUUGAUGAAGAAGAAAAUGAUGAAGAUGAUGAGGGACAAAAUAGUCCAAUUUCAAGUGAUUUGACAAGAGAAAUAGUAGGAGAGCAUUUGAUUUCAAAUGGGUCAUUUGACUCAAUUGAGAAUUUGUUUGAGUUGAGUCAAAGUCAAGCUAAGAAGAAGGAAAUGACAAAGAUGUUUAUGUCAAGGGUAAAAGAGUCAUUUGAGGAGGUUUUUGGGAAAGUAAAAUUUAGUGUACAAGAUAAGGUGAUAGAGGAAAUUGGUGUUGGGGGGAUUGGUUCUUUUACUAACAACAUGUUUGAGAAAUGGCUAAAAGACAUUUUUCAAACAAGUUUAGAGAGGGUUAAUGGUGGGGGUAAAAAUGGUAUAGUUUUUACACUUUGUGGGGGUGGUAAAGAGGAUAGAAAAUGGGAUAGUGGGUUUAUGGGUUCAUGUUUGCCUAAAAAUAUCCAAAUUGUUAACUACUUAAUGGAUUGAUCAUAUCACUAACUUUGGUUAGUAGAGUUGGGGUUGUAAGGUGUAAAAUGGAAGUAAUAGGUACUUUUGUGUAAUUGCUAAUUUUCAUUAUAGAAUGUGUUUGUUUUUCUUGUGCUUAUUAAUCCUUUUUUGUUAAUGA
Molecule: messenger RNA, 3376 nt
Organism: Trifolium pratense (red clover)
Lineage: Eukaryota; Viridiplantae; Streptophyta; Magnoliopsida; Fabales; Fabaceae
Product: protein SMAX1-LIKE 4-like
Exons: 3
Coding region: 268-3237 (989 amino acids)
Source: RefSeq, a predicted model, not a curated record